AUGAAGAAUAAUGAUACUUGGAAAGAAAAAGAGUUUAUGGAACAAAUUUACUUAAUUGUUGAUGAUACUCUUAGAAAUAAAACCUACUCUAAUAAUGAAAUAAAUCAAUGGUCGAAUGUAAUAUGCGAAAAUUGCAUGAAAUUUUUGUGUUCAACUAUGCUUCCUGUGAAAUAUAUAAUAAGUUGCUAUAUUUUAAAAAACACCAACACAGAAACAUCCAUUCAUUUGUCAACUUAUUGGGAUAAGGAAGAUAAACAUUUUCAAAUAUGUUGGCCACAUGACUUAAAAAGCUGCAACAUGAUUUGUUAUGUUAAUGUUUAUAUUCUAAAAAUAUCAGAUGGAAGUUAG
Molecule: messenger RNA, 348 nt
Organism: Plasmodium relictum
Lineage: Eukaryota; Apicomplexa; Aconoidasida; Haemosporida; Plasmodiidae
Product: outer arm dynein lc3, putative
Exons: 6
Coding region: 1-348 (115 amino acids)
Biological process (GO): microtubule-based movement
Cellular component (GO): cytoplasm; cytoplasmic dynein complex
Molecular function (GO): dynein intermediate chain binding
Source: RefSeq, a predicted model, not a curated record